Molecule: messenger RNA, 4208 nt
Organism: Poecile atricapillus (Black-capped chickadee)
Lineage: Eukaryota; Metazoa; Chordata; Aves; Passeriformes; Paridae
Gene: RUSC1
Product: RUN and SH3 domain containing 1
Exons: 8
Coding region: 99-3794 (1231 amino acids)
Cellular component (GO): cytoplasmic vesicle
Molecular function (GO): protein binding
Source: RefSeq, a predicted model, not a curated record
CCAGGAGGGUGUUUGGUGCUUACAGGGAGCUGGAUGGUCUGAAGAGAGGAGCUGCCGACCUUUCCUGGGAGCCCCGGCACUUCCAGUGAGGCAGCAGCAUGCUGGCUCCAAAGAAAGGCCUCCUGUGCAACCUCAACCACAUCCACCUGCAGCACAUCUCCCUGGGGCUGCACCUCUCCCGGCACCCCGAGCUCCAGGACACCGAUGGUUCCACCGCCAGGGGAGACCAGACUGGCUGCAUCCACUGCCCGGAGAACCGUGAGCCGGUGGAUGCCAAUUCCAACAGCCCCUCCGUGAAAUGCCGAUGUUGUGAAUCCCACGAUCCAGAACCGGAGACCCUCGGGAUCCAGAACCAGGCAGUGCAAGAGGAUUUCCCCUGCCUGCACAGCGGAGACGAGGAGGAGGCAGCUUCCCCUUGUGAUCCCCCUUGUGAUCUGGCUUCUUCUUCCUCCUCCUCCUCCUCCUCCUCUGUCAGUAGCUGCUCGGAUUUCAGCUUGGAUGAUUCCCCUGUCUCGGUGUACUGCAAGGGGUUUGCCAGAGAAGAGUCCCAAUCCCCUGUCAAGCAGCUGAACGUCAUUCCCACAGAAAACGCCCGGGAUGGAGAGUCUCUGGCUGCCCAGGACAGGACGUGCGAUGGGAGAGAUGCCAACCACAACUCGCCCGUGCUCCGGAGAGCCACCGCCGUGGCCAGCAAGAGCCCAGACAGCCUCUGCAGCAACAACUCGCUCGACUCGCAAUGCGAUGAGCUCUCGCCCAGCACAGCAGCACAGGAUUCCUGCACUGACCUAGACCCCAACUGCAACCCCCUCCCCGAGCCCGAUGCUGCGCCUCCAGCACCACCGCCCGUGCCAGAGCGGCGGGAUCCCGGCAUCCCGAGCAGCGCUCCGGAGCCGCGGCCGCGGCCCAGCGGCCUCCCCCCGCCCGUGCCCCCUCGUCCCCGGCGGCGGCUGCAGGUCCUGAACGCGCACAGAGCGGAGCAGCAGCUCGGGCCGGUGCGGCCGGCAGAGCCCAGGGCCGGCCCAGGUGAGCCCUGCAGAGACACGGCCACCAAGACCAUCACCUCCUUCCACGAGCUGGCCCAGAGGAGGAAGAGGAACGUGGCUGUGCCCACACUCGCCCAGGCCAGGGUUGACCGCAGCGACUGGCUGAUCGUGUUCUCGCCUGACACGGAGCUGCCCCCCAGCAGCGAGCUCCUCUCCGGGCCCGCGGGCCAGGAGCCAGCGCAGCCCCAGCCGCAGCCCCAGCCCCAGCAGGACGGACCAGCCAGGCCUCCCGGCUCCAGACAGAGAGAGGUGACGACGUUCAAGGAGCUGCGGUCCCGCAGUGCCGCCAGGCAGCCCAAGGGGCAGCGGGCAGAGCCGGCCCAGCACCCCCCUGUGCCCCCGGGGACGGGCUGGGGACCCCCCGCACCCCUGGGGACACAGGUGCUGGCACCCAGUGACGGCCACCAGCUGAGAAGGAGACCCCGGCCGAGCCUGCAGCCCAUCGCGGAGGGGCAGCCCAGGGAUGUGGAGAAGGGGGAGCUGCCCCCAGGGGAAAAGGGGCUGGGAACUGCCCCGGUCCGGAGGCUCGGGGGUCCCGGCGGGGACCCCGCGGUGCCACGGGCGGCCCAGAGAGGAGACGAGACCUGCACGGGGGGUGAGUCCGGGUCCCUCCGGGGUGGGUCGGGGGGUUCUGCCUGGGGGGGCUGCGGGGCCGGGUGCGAGUCCGAGGGCGGUGGGAGCGGUCCCGGGGCGCUCCGGGCCGGGCACGGCGAGGAUCACCGGGAGGUGCCGGGGCUGUCCCGCUCCGCCCCGCGGCUCCCAGGGCGCUUCCUCCGCCUCGGGCCCGGCCCCGCCGCCCGGCCUAACCCCGCCGCCGCCCCCGGCUCCAUGAGCCGGAGCGAGCCGGGCCCCGCCGCCGGUCCCGCUCCUCCCCCGGCCCCGGGCAGCGCUCCGGCCGCCGGCCCGCCUGACCCCGCUGCCCCGCUCUCUCCAGCCAGGCCCGAGCCGCUCGCCCCUGGAGCCGCCGCUGGAGCCGCCGCUGGAGCCGCCCGGCCCGGCGGGGGGAGAGCGGAAGGGGCCCAUGGAGAACAAACGAAAGCGCUGCUGGUCGCUGUCAGCUCCGCCGUGGACAAGGUCAUCGCGCACUUCAGCACCGCACGGAACCUGGUGCAGAAGGCCCAGCUGGGGGACAGCCGGCUCAACCCCGACGUGGGGUACCUGCUGCUGCACACGCUCUGCCCCGCGCUCUAUGCCUUGGUGGAGGAUGGGCUGAAGCCGUUCCAGAAGGAUGUCAUCACAGGCCAGCGGAAAAAUUCCCCCUGGAGUGUGGUGGAAGCCUCCGUGAAGACAGGCCCCAACACCCGCUCCCUGCACUCCCUGUGCUGGCACGUGGCCGGGCUGGCCCCCCUCAGCAGCACCAGGCAGAAGUUCCAUGCCUUUAUCCUCGGCCUUCUCAACAUUAAACAGCUGGAGUUGUGGAUAUCUCACCUGCAGAAGAGCCCAGGUGUGAUCUCCGUGCUUUACUCACCCACGGCCUUCUUUGCCCUGAGCCAAGGCCCUCUUCCCCACCUCGCUGACGAACUGCUGCUGCUCAUCCAGCCCCUCUCGGUGCUGACUUUCCACCUGGACUUGCUCUUUGAACACCAUCACCUCUCCGUGGAUGUGCGGCCCUUGUCCCGCCGUUUGGAGUCACCGCUGUCUCCCGGCCGUGGCCCCGUCCCGGUGCGGGGGGCUGUGUCUCUGGGGGGCCUCAGCGGUGCUGCCGGGGACAGCCUGGAGGAUGAGACCCCCCCCGAUGCUCUGGGCAGGGUGGGGGGCGCAGGGGGCAGCACAAGGGCCCGGUCCCAAGCGACCAUGGGUGGGCUGGUCCCUACCCCGCCAGUGGGGGCUGCCCUGCACCAAACCUUCCAGCACGUGCUGCGCUGGGGCGACCGGCUCAGCCGCACCUUGCUGGGGUCCGACCCCUCCCCACAGAGCCACGGGCCUGAGGAGGGCACUGGGGGCACUGGGGCUGGCCUCAGUGGCUGGUGGGGCCAGCUGAGCCAGAGCUCCAGGAUUUACACCGCUCCUAGCAAGGAAAAGUCCCCCUUGGUCUGGUGGACGAAGCUGCGGGCGGAUCCCAGCCCCGGCCAGGCCGCGCAAUCCCAAACUUCCAUGAGUGAGCCCAGGGCCACAGAGCUGCAGCUCCUUCAGACCAAAGCUGUCCCCGAAUGCUCCGGCCCAAAGCCCAGCAGCAGCACUGACACCUCAGGGACCUCUUCCCCUGAAGACCUGUUCUUGCCCACUGGAACUGGAGCACUCACCAAGCUGGAUGAUCCCAGUGCUGGAAAGAAUCUCCCGGCCGCUUCCCCAGAGCCUCCUGCCAACAGGAACCAGGCAGCACCUUCUGGCCCAGAGAUGGGUAAUCCUCCCAGUCCUGACAAGGGCAGCUGGCUGGGCCGGCUCUUUGGAGCCACCAGCCCCUCGUCCAGGAGCUUCCCUCCCAGCCCUGACGCCGUCUUGGCCAGGUCCAGGAGACCGUCCCGCUGGCUGUCCCCCAGCCCGCGUGUCCUGGCCGGGGUGGUGAAGGGCCUGGCGUCCGACAGGAGCCGCGCUCCGGAGCAGCCGGACAGGAGCAGCCCCGUCCUGCCCCAGGCCCGCAGGGCGGUUCGGGCGCUGUGUGACCACACGGGCACCGCUGAUGGGCACCUGAGCUUCCAGAAAGGAGACAUCCUGGAGCUCCUCUCCACUGUGGAUGAAGACUGGAUCCGCUGCUGCCAUGGAAACAGCACCGGCCUCGUUCCUGUUGGUUACACAUCCCUGAUUUUGUGAGGAGGUGGAAGGGAGCUGAGGAAGCAGCUGAGCUUUGCCGGGAUGGGUGCCAGCUCUGGGAGGGGAUGUCUCCUGCCAGACCUCCGGGGCUGGCAGCUCCCAGGGGACCCUGCCCUGUGCCUGUCACUGCUGCAUGACGCCACCGGCUGCCACCGUCUCCUCCUCCUCCUCCUCCUCCUCCUCCUCCUCCUCCUCGCGGGGAGGUUCCUCAGCUGCUGCCCACCCCCGUGCAGGGCAGGGAUGGGUCGUGUCCCUGUGUCUGUCCCUUCCUGGCCCUCACACUGCCCCGUGUCACCGUGUCCUGCCACUGCUGCCACCUCCCUGAGCCCUGCUCAGCACUCUGUACAUAGGGUAACCACAGGAAUGAGCUUGUUCCACGGGGAAAAAAACUGGAAAUAAAGGUUGUGACUCAUG